This is a messenger RNA of Desarmillaria tabescens, 766 nucleotides long. Its product is annotated as Cgr1 family-domain-containing protein. The transcript is spliced from 4 exons. The record is from RefSeq and is a predicted model, not a curated record. Bases 227 to 727 code for a protein of 166 amino acids. NCBI's taxonomy places the organism in Eukaryota, Fungi, Basidiomycota, Agaricomycetes, Agaricales, Physalacriaceae.
CAUUAUGUGUACAGCCGACUUGGUGGCAAUCACUACUUGACCAUCGGACGACCAUUGCACACAAUUCGAGGAGGGGUGUGAUGUUGCUGUCGGUAGAUUCAGGGCCGUAUGUACCGCAUAGAGUGACAUUGUGUCCUUCCGAUUAUACAGUUGACCUGGAAAAUCAGCAGAACAUGAAUCCUAGAUACCUUUCUCCAGAGAUGGCAUUGGAAAAGAUGAAAGCGGAAUGAAGGAAAGUAGAAAUUCCAAGUCAAGUUCGGUCCGGUGUGCCGUUUUCCCUGCAACAGGUGCAAACAAUUUUUCCCUUGCGCAAAAGUUCGCUCGGCUAUUAUUCUCUUCCUCUCUAUUCGCUAUCAUGGAUACUUCGUCGACGCCUGGUGUCAGCCCAAUUCCAUUGCGUGGUUCGUCAAAUGGACGAGUUUCAGCUAAAUCCUGGAAGCCUCUAAAGUCUGCUACAGCGCGAAGUCUUGCAUCUACCGGACGGAAAUCCAAGAGCUGGGAUGAUCGCAUGGAGAAAGCGAAGAAAGCUAUGUCUAUCAAGAAGCUAGAGAAAGAGUUGAAGGAAGAAAAGCAAGCCGAAAUUACGCGCCGGAAGGAAAUAACAUCAGAGAGGAGAAAGGCCGCGGAAGAGAAACGGCGACUGGAGGAAGAGAAAGCCAAGAUGGGUGCCAGAAAAGCAGCUCGACUACGGAGAAAAGCUGGCAGAAGCAAAAAGAUUAAUGGGUAACCGUUGACUGAGCUUCCAGAUUCUCUGUAUGUAAUAGUA